Manis javanica (Malayan pangolin) is the source of this 3360-nucleotide messenger RNA. It is a transcript of the gene ITGA2B, whose product is annotated as integrin subunit alpha 2b. Gene Ontology annotation, molecular function: integrin binding. The record is from RefSeq and is a predicted model, not a curated record. Gene Ontology annotation, biological process: cell adhesion mediated by integrin; cell-matrix adhesion; cell-cell adhesion. NCBI's taxonomy places the organism in Eukaryota, Metazoa, Chordata, Mammalia, Pholidota, Manidae. Gene Ontology annotation, cellular component: external side of plasma membrane; integrin complex.
CGCAUUCCUGCCAAGAGGUUGUGGGAGAAGGACGAUGGUCAGAGCUUUGUGUCCAUUUCAUGCCCUCUGGCUUCUGGAGUGGGUGCAGCUACUCUUGGGACCUGGCGCUGCCCCUCCAACCUCAGCCUUGAACCUGGACCCAGUGCAGCUCACCUUCUACACGGGCCCCAAUGGCAGUCAUUUUGGGUUUUCACUGGACUUCUACAAGGACAGCCAUGGGAGCGUGGCCAUCGUGGUGGGCGCCCCGCGGACCCUAGAUCAAAGCCGGAAGGAGACGGGCGGCGUGUUCCUGUGCCCCUGGAGGGCAGAGGGAGGCCAGUGCUCCUCUUUGCCCUUCGAUCUCAAUGAUGAGAUACGAAAGAUAGACUCCCAAACUUUCCAAACCUUCAAGGCCCGGCAAGGCCUAGGGGCGUCGGUCGUCAGCUGGAACGACAACAUUGUGGCCUGCGCCCCCUGGCAGCAUUGGAACGCCCUACAUAAGAACGAGGAGACUGAGAAGACACCCGUAGGUGGCUGCUUCGUGGCUCAACUCCGGAACGGCGGCCGCGCGGAGUACUCGCCCUGCCGGGACAACACCAUGAGCGGGAUUUAUGUGGCAAGUCGCUUCAACAACGACAAGCGCUACUGUGAAGUGGGCUUCAGCUCCGCGGUCACUGAGGCUGGAGAGCUGGUGCUUGGGGCCCCUGGCGGCUAUUUUUUCGUAGGUCUCCUGGUGCGGGCGCCAAUUGCGGAUAUCAUCUCGAGUUACCACCCGAGCACCCUCUUGUGGAACGUGGGCACCCAGAGUGCCACCUUCGACUCCGGCAACCCAGAGUACUUCGACGGCUACCGGGGGUACUCAGUGGCCGUGGGCGAGUUUGACGGGGAUCUCAGCACUACAGAGUAUGUGUUCGGUGCCCCUACCUGGAGCUGGACCCUGGGAGCGGUGGAAAUUUUGAACUCCUACUACCAGACGCUGCAACGGCUGCAUGGAGAGCAGAUGGCUUCGUAUUUCGGGCACUCGGUGGCAGUCACUGACGUCAACGGGGACGGGAGGCACGACCUGCUGGUGGGGGCGCCACUGUACAUGGAGAGCCGCGCGGACCGCAAUCUGGCCGAGGUGGGGCGCGUGUAUCUGUUCCUGCAGCCUCGAGGUCCCUAUGUGCUGGGCGCUCCCAGCCUCCUGCUGACUGGCACUCAGCUCUACGGGCGAUUCGGCUCAGCCAUUACGCCUCUGGGCGACCUCAACCGGGAUGGCUACAACGACAUUGCAGUGGCCGCUCCAUAUGGGGGUUCCAGCGGUCGGGGCCAGGUGCUGGUGUUCCUGGGUCAGAGUGAGGGGCUUAGCUCACGCCCCUCCCAGGUCCUGGACAGCCCCUUCCCCACAGGCUCUGGCUUCGGCUUCUCCCUGCGAGGUGCCACAGACAUCGAUGACAAUGGAUACCCAGACCUACUGGUGGGAGCUUAUGGGGCCAACAAGGUGGCUGUGUACAGAGCCCUGCCCGUGGUGAUGACCACUGUCCAGCUGCUGGUGCAAGAUUCUCUGAAUCCUGCUGUGAAGAAAUGUGUUCUGCCCCAGACGAAGACACCAGUGAGCUGCUUUAAUAUCCAGAUGUGUGUGGGAGCCACUGGGUACAACAUUCCUCAGAAGCUGUUCUUGAAUGCCGAGCUGCAGCUGGACCGGCAGAAACCCCGCCAGGGCCGGCGAGUGCUACUGCUGAGCUCUCAACAGGCAGGCACCACCCUGCACCUGGAUCUGGGUGGGAGGCACAGCCCCAUCUGCCACACCACCACUGCUUUCCUCCGAGAUGAGGCUGACUUCCGGGACAAGCUGAGCCCCAUAGUGCUCAGCCUCAAUGUGUCCCUGCAGCCCGAGAAGGAUGGAAUAGCCCCUGCUCUUGUGCUACAUGGAGAUACCCACGUCCAGGAGCAGACCCGAAUCAUCCUGGACUGUGGGGAAGAUGACCUGUGUGUGCCCCAGCUCCAGCUCACUGCCAACGUGAGAGGUUCUCCACUCCUAAUUGGAGCUGAUAAUGUGCUGGAGCUGCAAAUGGACGCAGCCAAUGAGGGUGAGGGGGCCUAUGAGGCUGAGCUGGUUGUACACCUGCCCCCAGGUGCUCACUACAUGCGGGCCCUCAGCAACAUGGAGGGUUUUGAGAGGCUUGUCUGUAACCAGAAGAAAGAGAAUGAGACCAAGGUAGUGCUGUGUGAGCUGGGCAACCCCAUGAAGAGGAAUGCCCAGAUAGGAAUCACAAUGUUGGUGGGUGUGGAGAACCUGGAGGAGGCUGGGGAGCAUGUGUCCUUCCAGCUGCAGAUCAGGAGCAAGAACAGCCAGAAUCCUCACAGUGAGACUGUGCUUUUGGAUGUGCCAGUCCGGGCAGAGGCCCAUGUGGAGUUGCGAGGGAACUCCUUUCCAGCCUCCCUGGUAGUGGUGGCAGAAGAAGGCAACAGACAGAAUAGCUCCAACAGCCAGGGCCCCAAAGUGGAGCACACCUAUGAGCUCCACAACAAAGGCCCUGGUACUGUAAGUGGCCUCCGCCUCUACCUCUGCCUCCCUGGCCAGUCCCAGCCCUCUGACCUGCUCUACAUCCUGGACAUACAGCCCCAGGGGGGACUUCAGUGCUCCUCACAGCCCUCUCUCAACCCACUGAAGCUGGACUGGGGUCUGCCCACCCCCAGCCCUUCCCCCCAGGCCCAUCACAAGCGGGAGCGCAGACAGGUGUUCCUGCCAGAGCAGAAACAACCCUCGAGGCUUCAGGAUCCAGUUCUUGUGAGCUGCGACUCGGCGCCCAGUACUGUGGUGCACUGUGAGCUGCAGGAGAUGGCACGCGGGCAGCGGGUCAUGGUCACCGUGAGAGCCUUCCUGUGGCUGCCCAGCCUUCACCAGGUAUCCAGAGGCCCCUGGACCAGUUUGUGCUGCAGUCCCACGCUUGGUUCAAUGUCUCUUCCCUCCCCUACGCCGUGCCUGCCCUCCGCCUGCCUAGUGGGGAAGUUCAGGUGGAGACGCAGCUGUUUCGGGUCUUGGAGGAAAGAGACAUUCCCAUGUGGUGGGUGCUGGUGGGUGUGCUUGGUGGCUUGCUGUUGCUCACACUCCUGGUGCUGGCCAUGUGGAAGGUUGGCUUCUUCAAGAGGAAUCGGCCGCCCCUAGAAGCAGAUGAGGAGGGAGAGUGAGAGGGCGGCCCAUGCGCUGUCCUAACUAGAAGGCUGGAUGUAGUGCCUCCUCUGCCCCUCUUCUCCAACGAGUGCCCCCCAGCUCUGGUCACUCACAGGUUGGAGCUCCAUGGAGGCCUUCUGAUGACCUCCCCCUCCUAUCAGAACUGGGCCCCCCCACUUUCCCACUACCUAAUAAAGAGGCCGAGCCCCAGCCCCCAGUGUGCUGCU